Mollisia scopiformis is the source of this 1617-nucleotide messenger RNA. Its product is annotated as MFS multidrug transporter-like protein. The record is from RefSeq and is a predicted model, not a curated record. The transcript is spliced from 4 exons. Gene Ontology annotation, biological process: transmembrane transport. NCBI's taxonomy places the organism in Eukaryota, Fungi, Ascomycota, Leotiomycetes, Helotiales, Mollisiaceae. Bases 1 to 1617 code for a protein of 538 amino acids. Gene Ontology annotation, molecular function: transmembrane transporter activity.
AUGCAAGACGACCUUUCUGAAAUGAGGAAAGAGAACCAACCUGUCUCGAUUAAGAGAGGAUGGAAGUUCUACGGAACAUUUGGGACCUUGGCACUCCUUAAUUUUAUAUGUGCUAUUGAUGCCACUAUUCUCUCAGUAGCAUUACCUACAAUAGCUACAGAUCUGAAAGGCAGCACUGCUAUUCAGGCUUUCUGGGUUGGGAAUUCAUUCCUAUUGUGCUCGACAGUCUUUCAACCUUCAUGGGCAUCCUUCUCACACAUUAGCGGUCGAAAGUCAGUCCUCAUGGCGGCCUUGGUACUCUUCACAGUGGGCACUAUCAUCGCAUCAGUUGCUGAUACUGUUGCGCUACUACUUGUGGGGAGAUGUGUGCAAGGUGUCGGAGGCGGGGGCCUCGUCGCCCUCACCUAUGUUAUUAUUACCGAUUUGGUUACCCUGCGCGAGCGAGGUAAAUACAUGUCUAUAAUUUCACUUCAGUGGGCGAUUGGAUCCGUUAUCGGUCCAGUCAUUGGUGGCGUUUUCGCGGAGAGAGCUACCUGGCGAUGGAUUUUCUGGCUUAACAUUCCAUUCUGUGUGAUUGCUGCUAUAGGAAUCCCCAUUUGUCUCAGGCUACAUAUCAAGGAGGGCUCGGUCUGGAAGAAACUUCGCGCCUUCGACUGGUUUGGAUCCUUCCUCUUCGUGGCUGCGACGACAAGUUGUCUCAUCCCAGUAACAUGGGGCGGGAUAAUGUACGACUGGUCCUCAUGGCAGACCCUUGUACCACUCAUACUCGGCGUCUUUGGCCUCAUUGGAUUCACCAUUUACUCCGUCAAUAGAUCCACCGAGCCACUCAUACGCCGUACCCUUUUCAACAACUCCACCGCAAUCGUUGCCUACAUCGGCACAUUAGUUCAAGGCCUGUUAGUCUGGUCGCUGCUCUACUACAUGCCCCUCUACUUUGAGGUUGCGAAGAACUACUCGCCUGUCACCUCUGGCGUUGCUAUCUUCCCCUUCACCUUCAUAGUCGCACCCGCCGCUGUCGUCGUUGGCCUCAUAAUCACCGAGACUGGUCGCUACAGGCCCUCACUCUGGAUCGGAUGGUUUCUUACAACCUUAGGCAUGGCUCUCCUCAUCUCUCUCCGUCAAUCAACCAAUAUACCUUCUUGGGUAUUUCUCUCCCUCGUCGGUGGGAUAGGUCUCGGCAUGCUUUUCAGUGCUCAGGGCUUCGCUGCGCAAGCCUCCGCCUCCAACGAUGAUCUCCCUUUCGCUGGCGCUAUGUACAGUUUCUUCCGGGCCUUUGGGCAAACUCUCGGCGUUGCCAUCUCGGGCGUCAUUUUCCAGAAUGCUUUUAAGAAGAACAUCCUGGCCACCGCAUAUUCUGCUUUUGCAGAUGACUGGUCACGAGAUGCGAGUUCAUUAGUGCAAAUUGUAAGAGCGUGGAGUAAUAUUGGGGAGGAAGGGGUUAUGAAGGAGGUGGUGGUUCUGGCUUAUGUUAAGAGCUUACGGACAGUGUGGUGUGUUAUGUGCGCGUUGGCCGGUGGAGCAUCUAUUGCAAGCUUAGUGUGGACAAGGGAGAUUAGCUUGGAGAGGGAGUUGGAGACAGAACAAGGGUUUAGAUAUGACAUGGACGAAUGUAGAUGA